AUGUUCUCACCUCAGCGCUACUAUCCUGAACAACUCUUUGAGCCGUUGGCCUCUUCGGACUGCGAUGUUGACCGCAUCUUGCACGAUUUCCACGAGAUUCUCUUCGCUAAGCCCUCGGCUGCGCUUGACGCUAUACGAGCGGUGGUGCUCAUUGAACGUCCCCCAGUUGCACGACUAGUUCUGUCCCGCGUUGACAAAGCGUGGAUCGUGAACGCAGUCGAUUUUCCAGUGACUCCAGAUGCCUUUGCAGAAUCGUGUCCCCGGCUCAUCCUAUCCACCCUUGCGACCUACUUCCAGUUCACACCAAGUGCAGUGUUGGACCUCCCUGACGGAGAGUGGGUUGUCGGCGAGCGGCGUGACCAAUUACGCUUAGAGUACAGACAGCUGGUUCAAGAUGCUCCGGCGCUGCUCAUGGCAUUAAAGAACAAGAUGUCGUCGAUUUCGCUCAGGAACUCGGAAGAAGAAUCAUUUGGCACCAUGCCAAUCAGGCAGAGUCAAAAGCAGAUGAAGAGGGCUAGGCAGGCGGCGGCAAAGGCAAGCGUGGUCAUUGACCUUUCGCCACUCGAUCGACUUGGAGUUGCUUCACCCUCGACGACGGAAGAGGUCUAUGUGGCUAUUAGGGCGGUUUUGGACUGCCAAAAGAAUAUCUUGAAUACUUACUUGACCGCACUUCAGAGUCCGGAACUGUCUCAAUCAUUGGUCGCUGCUUGCUUGCUCGAUCGACCAGUUGAUGUAGUCCCAUCACUGACACAAAACAUGGAGCCAGUCGUGGUAGUGGAAGAAAUCGUGGUCGAUGUCAAGCCAUUGGAGGAGUCGUAUCCCGUUGCUCAGCCCAUGAAGCUGACCACUUUCUACAACAACAACGCUAAAGGCCUCGGAGAGUGGACUAUGAACCUCUCUCCCCGAGCAGAACGCGACCUUCGUGACCACAGAAGACGCGACCAUAAAAUAUUUAAAAUCAUUCUCAAGAAGAUCAAAGAACUUUCAAACGGGCACUUUUCUCCGGACAACCAGAAGCGUCUCAACCACAAACAAGUUGACGUACCUGUUUACGAGGCAAAGAUGACUGGUGACUUGAGGCUUGUGUAUCAAAUCGACUGCAUCCCGGCUUAUGAAUCCUCGAGUGAAAGGCAGGCUAUCAAAAUCUUCGGCAUAUAUACCCACGCUCAAAUUGGCCGUGUAACCUUCUGGGACACGAUGGGACGUGAACUAGCCAAGAAGGGAAGGGAAUAUCGGGAGCGAUGCGCUUUUCGACAGCGACCUUUCCACGCUGGAGACCACGUCUUUGCCCCGGGGAUAUUUCCUGCUCCAGAAGAAGCUCGGACCGUGUCCACAGGCUGUGCUCCUGACCUUCCUCCCGACGAUUUGGAGCAGGUAUUGCCCAUCAAUUUCUAUUUGUACUUAAUUCACCUUGUCCAUUGUAUAGAUACAAGCACUCCUAUUGCGAGUUUAUCGCUUGGCGAACGGCCUAUCAUUGACAAUUUUUUUCAUAGGAAAUCUGUCCACUUCUCUCAGCCACUUCUUGACUCAAUUCUCAAGAACCGUGACGCGGCUUUUAUCCUUCAAGUAUCACCAACGGAGCAGGAUAUCAUUGAACAUCCCCACUCCUGUUACGUUCUCGGGCGCAGUGGGACUGGUAAAACGACAACGAUGCUUUACAAGAUGGUGCUUGUCGAGGCAAAUUAUGAGAGAUCCAACGAAGAGCUCAAUACCCUAGACGAGCCUGCUCCGACAUCUAAACCACGACAACUGUUUGUUACCCAAUCUCGCAUCCUUGCGGAAAAGGUGGAGGAACAUUACAGGAAGUUGUCUGUGGGGUAUCAGGUUCUGCCGUCUUCCAAAGGCAGCGAUAGCGGCAAUCAUAUCGGAGACCUCAUGGAUGCCGAUGACGAUCCCAGUUGGCGCAACGAUUUGCCUGAUCGUUUCAGUGAAUUGAAGGACGAACAUUUCCCGCUAUUCUUGACCUAUGAAAAGCUUUCCUCGAUGGUCGAGAAUGACAUGGACAAUAAACCUGAUUCCGCCGUCUCAGUCGCAUCUCCGCUGGGAAAUCGGCUCACCUUCGACCGAUUUUUGCAGCGUUACUGGCCUCAUUUUACUCAAUCUUUGACCAAGGGAAUCGACCCGGCGAUGGUCUACAGUGAAUUUUUAGGUGUCAUUAUGGGCUCGGAGGAAACGCUGUCAGGUGAAUCAAUGGCUUUAACACGCGAAGCAUACCUUGCCUUGAGCGAACGUGCUCAAUCAACUUUCGCCGAUCAACGAGAGCUAAUUUACACUCUCUUCGAAUCCUAUCGCACCUUGAAAAAGUCCACCGGCGACCUCGAUGCAGCGGAUCGCACUCAUACCAUCCUUCGAUACCUUGAUAAAUGUGGUGUUCCGGGAAAGAAGAUUGACUACCUAUACGUGGACGAGAGUCAAGACAAUCUCCUCAUCGACACACUCUUUUUGCGCUCUAUCUGUCAUAACCCAAACGGGUUAUUCUGGGCUGGAGAUACUGCUCAGACGAUCUCGGUCGGCAGUUCCUUCCGUUUCAACGAGCUGAAAGCCUUCCUCUUUCGCAUUGAGAAACGACGCCGGAAGACACAAAAUAAGCUGGAACAAUUCAACCAGCCGGAGCUCCAACCGCGUACAUUCCAGCUUACUGUCAACUAUCGGUCGCACGCAGGGAUCGUCAAUUGUGCACAUAGCGUCAUCGAAAUCAUGACCAUGUUUUGGCCAUAUGCUAUCGAUAUUCUUGAUAGAGAGCGUGGUACUGUUGAUGGUCUUCGACCUGUCUUUUUCACAGGCUUUGACUCAUCCAAUGUCGAGUAUGAGCAGUUCUUAUUUGGUGAUAAAGAGGGGAGCUACAUCGAGUUUGGGGCCCAACAAUGCAUUCUAGUGCGAGACGAAGCCGCGAGGGAAAGACUCCGGGAGCAGGUUGGCGAUAUCGGGCUUAUUAUGACACUCUACGAAAGCAAGGGCUUGGAGUUUAAUGAUGUCCUUCUUUACAACUUCUUUGAGGAUUCUACUGUCGGAGAAGCCCAAUGGCGAGUGGUCCUCAACGCCAUUGACGAGGAACAACGUGCCGAGGCUGCCCCAACCUUCGAUCAAGCCAAGCAUGCUGGUGUUUGCGUAGAGCUCAAAUUCCUCUACGUUGCGAUCACGCGAGCGCGCAAUAAUGUUUGGAUUGCCGAUACCUCAGACAAAGGCGAGCCGAUGCGGACCGUAUGGUCAAGUCGAGAUCAAGUACAGACCCUCCAGCCUGGCCAAGACACUCCUAGAUUGGCCAUGUCUUCAACGCCGGAGGAGUGGGAAGACCAAGGAAGAAAACUAUUUGCCAACAAACGGUAUCGCCAAUCAAAACAUUGCUUCGAACGCGCACAAAUGCCUCGUCUUGCGGCAAUGGCUGGAGCAUAUUAUGCACGACAGGAAGCCAGAAAGCUUCCCGACGGUCCUAAUCGUCGUGCUUUAGAGGCCCGCAAGGCGGAAUUUCGUCGCGUUGCCGACGCAUUUAUGGAUUGUGCACGGGAAGAUGGGAACGUUGGUUAUUUUCGGAUUGCCGCUCAAUGCUUGGAGGAGGCGGGUGAUGAAUUGGCCGCCGCACAAGUUUAUCGUCAAGCCAAGGAUUUCACCAGAUCAACUGAGCUAUAUCGCAAACUCGGAAACUUCGACGAAGCUGUCUACAACAUCAAAAACUACAAGAGCGACAUCAAGUCUGAAGUGCUCACCAGCGUUACCAACGUCGCGAGGUUGUACUAUUUCAAAGAGCAAAAGCCAGAAAAGGCUCAAGACCUUUUCGAGUCUUUUGAAGAGCAACUAGAGUACCUCGAAGAUCGUGGUUUGGACGUUGCCCGAGCCACCUUACUCGAAUCUUUGGGUCGAUACUCGGACGCAGCGGAAGUUCAUCUCGAGGAGGGCAGGUCUUUUGAAGCCAUUAAGCUUUUCCUCCGCGAUCGCACAAAUCCGACGUCUACUCGUCGAGGCAUUGAAUGUGUUCUUCUAGCCUUGUGGAAACUCACAUCGUUCAACGUCAUUCCUUCGGAGGACAACCAUGAGAUGGAAACUUUGCUUGGCUUCGCAUCCCAAGCAGACAUUGCUCAAUUGUCUGAAAGGCACCGCAAUGAACUGUCUAUGUUCAAGGCACUCCAUCAGCGCAAGAUUGAUUUGAAUGCACUUGCAUCCCUUUCGGAAUAUUUCGACUCCAACGAUCCAGCCGCCGCCCUUCUUUGCGUUGGUCACUACUUCAAGCGUAUUCCCCGAAUGCAGGUGCUUGAUGUGGAAUCCAUCGCCCAACAGCUCAAAUUAUUCUAUCGAUACGUCAAGCUGCUGAAUGCGUUCGUCUGGGUGGAUCCGUGCUCUCAAUCCUUGGCAGUGAGGCUUUUUGGAUUAAUUCGUCUCGGCGACAACGAGUUCGUUCUCCGAGAAGGGACCUUCCUUCAUUCAUCCCUGCGCUCUCGAAACAAUCCAGUAUCUGCAUCUGCGCAAGGCGACUUCGUUCUCAAUAGCUUCGAGCUGCGGGAAUUCUAUCACGUGACUUUGAAAACUUAUCUUCGAACUCAAGUGCAACAAGAAAACGAGUUGUGUAAACAAACCAAGGCGUUCUCGCCCUGUCUAAUGUACACCGUAUUCGGAGGCAACUGCAAUCGUCCGCAAUGUCUCCAUGAACAUGUCCAUUCCGGCAAAAUCGAUUCUCGUCACUACAACACUCGUGUCCGCAUCCAUCUACUCCAAAUUCUGAUCUUGGACAAUGUACAGUAUAUCGACACCGACUUCCUCGAAAAGAGAAAAUACUGGAUAUCUCGACUAUAUUCUGUUUUAUACCCCCCGUACUACCGGUUGGGAUCUGCGGCAGCCCUUGACUUGGGCUCGAUUCCAGAAGCCGAGGCGGGGCUUCAAGUAGCCCGACAAUGGGUCCGCAGUCUCGUCUACGACUGCGAAUUCUUACCGAUGCCCAUGUUCUUAUCCAACCUUGCCCAAAUCACGAAACUCAGUUUCCAGUUUGAUCGCCGCGAUGCCAUGUCAUUCCUCAAGCAAGGGCCAUAUAUGUUGCUGCAACCUCCGAUAUAUAUGCGCUCGAGCGAAUCCUACAUCGUCGGAGAGUUCCUUCAGUCUCUCGAGGCCAAAACCCCUACGUGCAUCUGUGCGGGAGUCUUGUUUGUCCGUCACGUCGUGACGGAAAGGCUCGAUAUCAAUGCAAGCAUGAUGUGCGAUAUUGUCGAGCAUCUUUGCGCCUGCAUGCUCGUUGCUGUUCGGCAGGAAAAACAUCUUUCAUUCCAUGGAUUGACUAUGCCAUUGAGCUGGUUGACGAACUGGAGCAGCGUCGUCGGCGAAGGAGAAAGAUUCACGUCCCCUGUCUUCCAGCUAUUUUUGCAGGCACUUGAAAAACUUAUCGAAAGGCUAUACUCUGGAGUCGACGCAGGGCACCUCCUUUUCCAAGACUCCAAUUUACAUCAGCUACCGGGGAUGAUUCGUGACGUGUUCCUUGUCCGAGUUUGUCGGUGUAUCGCUCUCAUGGGUUACAACUCGUCAAUGCGCGACAUGAAUUUGCGUAACAGAAUCCAUCGUAUGAUCACGGCACCGCACCGUUCCAGCCCCCAUAAAGUUUCUCUGUCUUACCAAUUUGUGACUGCUCGACGCUGGUCUGAAAUUGUGCCUGCGCUGUGCAAAUCUACGCAAGGGUCAGCCAUGGAUGAGCUUGUUCAGCUUAUCCAUCCAGAAAGACCACCCAUUCGUGGGAGGUCCAAUGUGCGGCAAAUCGUUUACAGCUCACUCGAAGCCAUCCCUCACUUGUUGGGUUCUGCUUCACGUGCGAUCAUGGAGAAUCUGGCCUCGACCGACAUCGAGGCUGAACAGGACACCACAGAUAGUGUGCCAAUUAUAACCGAAGAGGAAGAUGUCGCAGACUUCGUUGAUAUUGGCGAAGCUGAAGCUGAGGCCCCGCCAGUCAUCGAGUCUGGACCAAUCGAAAUGCCCCCAGCCCUCGAGGCUGUUGAGCGGACGGACGAAGAAGUCAAUGCCGCUAUUACAAUCCAACGAAUCUGGCGGCACGUCUGUUGGCGUGUCGAAUGUCGAAAAGAACAGUCCGCCUCCUUUGCGGGCAUUGCUGAGCUUUACAUUUCUUGCCAGGCUGAAGAACACAAGUGGCCCCCAACGGUGGAUGCGAGUGCGAGAUUAUAUCGCCUUCGUUUCCUGGGGCCUCUGCCGCAUCUGCUGUUCUGCCUCGGUACGAUGCAGCAGGUGACGCAACAGCACAAGAUCCAAGCAAAGAAGGAUUUGCUUGAUGCCAAACAUGAAAAGCUGGACGCGGUUGACAAACAGCUGACAGAUCUCAGCAAAAUUUUGAAGCAGCUUAUUCAACUGCAGAAGACACUCGCGCCGUCCGCGUCAACGCAUCGCGCCCGAGAUUUGGGUGCACUGAAACGCCACGUUUCUCAAGCUGCAACUCUGCUCAGUAACUUGCCGUUCAAGAUGCCAGAUGAGCCGGCAGACCAGCUCAAGUGUGCGUAUCGCGGCAUAGUCCAACCCAAGACAUUUGUGCAAGCAGCGGCAAAGCCUAAGCCGACUUUAAACAUUGAGGAUCUCGACGGUUUUUGA
Mycena indigotica is the source of this 6570-nucleotide messenger RNA. Its product is annotated as UvrD-like helicase ATP-binding domain-containing protein. The transcript has 29 exons. The record is from RefSeq and is a predicted model, not a curated record. Gene Ontology annotation, molecular function: ATP binding; hydrolase activity; protein binding. Bases 1 to 6570 code for a protein of 2189 amino acids. Lineage: Eukaryota; Fungi; Basidiomycota; Agaricomycetes; Agaricales; Mycenaceae.